AUGUCCGAUAUAAAGAGCGUUUUGUCGUUAUUAUGUCAGCAUUUAAAUGCGUCGAUCAACGUCACGAUGAAACCAGAGUAUUUUAGACUGGCGAAAUUCAAUAGCACUGCUGAAAAUGUCGUGAAGGUGUUUUGGAAAGCGUUGAACAUUUUAAGUUAUCAUGCUGUGAAAGAAAAAAUAAUUGCAGCUGAUUUCGAACAAUUUGAUAUAGUCUGGGCUACCAAAUUGUAUUUUGCAUAUUUACAGUAUCCUGCAGUAGAGUUUUAUGCUUUAAGCGCAGAGAGUAAAAAUAACAGGCCAUUAUUAUUAGCAUUUGCAUGGCUUCUGGGAACAGAAAAUAUUUUGAGUAUUAUUGUUCAACUAAAAUUGUCCAACAGUGUGCUAGGAAAAGAGUUUUCAUAUGCAAAUAAUUCAGAAAAAGAAGAAAUAGAGUACAAUGUACCAGAGUCUAUACCAGCACAAAUAAACCAUGUAUUGUACUUAAGUGGUAAAGUGAAUUAUAAUAUAAAACAGAUAUCUGAGUUAGUUUCUGAGAGAACUAAAUUAGUAAACAAAGCUCAUGCUGCAAGUAAAAACUAUAGUGGUCUUCCACACCUGAGUGUAUCAGAAUUAGCUUUGGUAAAACGUAUUUCAACUGUUAACAAGAACCUGCCUUCUGAUGAAGAUAAAAAAUAUAUAAAGGAGUUGUCUGCUACUGCUAGUUUAUUAGAUAUACACAUGAAAUGGUUGAAAAAAGAACACAUAUUCUUUGAAUGGAUGGUAACAGUAGUCGAAGAACAUAAUAAAUCAAUGAGCACCAGUUUACAAGACAUAGAUUGGAAUGAAGCAACAAAGUUUGUUUCCUUAUUGGAUUACAUGACACAAGAAAGGCUUAAAGUUCUGUCAUCCAAAGAGAGAUGUAAAGAUUCCCCAAACUAUGAACCUAAUUGUAUUGAACGUAUGCUAAGGCUUCAAGGUGAUGAUGCAGAAAUGGAGAAAUGGCUAACAGAAAUUUCUGCUGAACUGGACAAAGAAACAGAAGAUUUAACAAAGAAGAAAGAGAUGCUUUCUAAGAAGCUCAAAGAUAUUUUAAAAUCAAUUCCUUCUUGUGUUCAAGUUCCAUAUUCAUAAUAAAAUAAGACA
Messenger RNA from Habropoda laboriosa, 1122 nucleotides. RefSeq lists its product as uncharacterized. The record is from RefSeq and is a predicted model, not a curated record. Lineage: Eukaryota; Metazoa; Arthropoda; Insecta; Hymenoptera; Apidae. The transcript has 5 exons. Bases 1 to 1110 code for a protein of 369 amino acids.